This is a messenger RNA of Guyanagaster necrorhizus, 537 nucleotides long. Its product is annotated as ubiquitin-conjugating enzyme. Bases 1 to 537 code for a protein of 178 amino acids. The record is from RefSeq and is a predicted model, not a curated record. The transcript is spliced from 8 exons. Lineage: Eukaryota; Fungi; Basidiomycota; Agaricomycetes; Agaricales; Physalacriaceae.
AUGUCCAAGCCUUCUACACCGACACAGAACGCCUCCAAUACCUUGCUUCUUCGUCGUCAGCUUAACGAACUCACCAAGCACCCUGUAGAGGGUUUCUCCGCUGGACUAGUCGACGAUGAUAACAUGUUUGAAUGGGAAAUCAUGAUCAUUGGACCUGCCGACACAAUCUACGAAGGUGGUUUCUUCAAGGCUCGGCUGACGUUUCCUUCUGAGUACCCUCUGCUACCACCCAAAAUGCGUUUUGUGACACCCAUGUGGCAUCCCAACAUCUAUCCCGAUGGAGUCGUCUGCAUUUCUAUCCUUCAUAAUCCAGGCGAGGAUCAAUAUGGAUAUGAAGACGCUGGUGAACGAUGGAUGCCUGUUCACACCGUCGAGACUAUCCUUGUUAGCGUUAUCUCUCUUCUUUCUUCUGACACACCAAAUCUUGACAGUCCCGCGAACGUUGAUGCCGCGAAGGAAGUCAGGACCGAUCCUGAAGGUUACAAGAAGAAAGUCCGAAGACUGGUACGCCGAAGCGCUGAAGAGGCAUUUGAUUAA